GCUAGCGAGGCGGUGCGCAGCGGCAGUCCGGCCGGAGCGGGCGGGUCCAGGCUCCGCCUCGCGUCCUCCCAGCCCGGGCACCCGCAGCGCCGCAUCGGAGCCUGGGAUCUGGAGCUCAAACUUGUAACCCUAGCAGUUCUGCAUUCCAGUACCAAUGGUGAGAAGAUGAACUGCUGCAUUUUGGACAAGCUGAAGUUUGGAAUGCUGGGACAUAAAGAACCCAUUAAGAAGGAAAUUACAAUAGUUAAGAGGAGAUGAAGAGCUGAGAAAAGUAUCUGAAGUAGAAUGGAAGCGUCAGUAAUAUUACCCAUUCUGAAGAAAAAACUGGCAUUUCUUUCAGGAGGGAAGGACAGAAGAAGUGGCCUCAUUCUGACGAUUCCAUUAUGCCUUGAACAGACGAGCAUGGAUGAGCUGAGUGUCACACUAGACUAUCUUCUAAGUAUACCAAGUGAGAAGUGUAAAGCUCGAGGAUUCACUGUGAUAGUGGAUGGCAGAAAAUCUCAGUGGAACGUGGUAAAGACAGUUGUGUUAAUGCUGCAGAAUGUUGUUCCAGCUGAGGUGUCACUUGUUUGUGUAGUAAAGCCAGAUGAAUUUUGGGAUAAGAAGGUUACACAUUUCUGCUUUUGGAAAGAAAAAGAUAGACUUGGCUUUGAGGUUAUUUUAGUAUCUGCUAACAAGCUGACGCGAUACAUAGAGCCAUGCCAACUAACAGAAGAUUUUGGAGGAACUCUCACCUAUGAUCACAUGGAUUGGUUGAAUAAGAGGCUGGUAUUUGAAAAGUUCACUAAAGAAUCAACAUCUUUACUGGAUGAGCUUGCUCUAAUUAACAAUGGAAGUGAUAAAGGAACUCAACAAGAAAGAGAGAGAUCAAUAGAUUUGAACUUCCUUCCAUCAGUUGAUCCCGAGACGGUAUUGCAGACAGGUCACGAGUUGCUCUCUGAGCUGCAGCAGCGCCGGUUCAAUGGGUCUGACGGAGGGGUCUCCUGGUCCCCCAUGGACGAUGAGCUGCUGGCUCAGCCCCAGGUGAUGAAGCUCCUGGACUCCCUCAGGGAGCAGUACACCCGCUACCAGGAGGUUUGCAGGCAGAGGAGCAAGCGCACACAGCUGGAGGAGAUUCAGCAGAAGGUCAUGCAGGUUGUCAAUUGGCUUGAAGGACCUGGAUCAGAGCAGCUAAGAACCCAGUGGGGAAUAGGAGAUUCCAUUAGAGCUUCACAAGCUUUGCAACAGAAGCAUGAAGAGAUUGAGAGUCAGCACAGUGAGUGGUUUGCUGUUUAUGUUGAGCUUAAUCAGCAGAUAGCAGCUCUUCUAAAUGCAGGGGAUGAGGAGGACCUUGUGGAAUUGAAAGCAUUGCAGCAACAGCUGAGUGAUGUGUGUUACAGGCAGGCCAGCCAGCUGGAAUUCAGGCAGAACCUAUUGCAAGCAGCACUUGAAUUCCACAGUGUUGCCCAGGAUUUGUCUCAGCAGUUGGAUGGUUUACUGGGAAUGUUGUGUGUGGAUGUAGCACCAGCAGAUGGAGCAUCAAUUCAACAAACAUUGAAACUACUGGAAGAGAAAUUAAAAAGUGUUGACUUGGGCUUGCAAGGCUUGCGUGAGAAAGGUCAAAGCCUUCUUGAUCAGAUAUCCAACCAGGCAUCAUGGGCCUAUGGGAAGGAUGUGACCAUUGAAAACAAAGAAAAUGUGGACCAUAUCCAAGGAGUGAUGGAAGAUAUGCAGCUAAGAAAACAAAGGUGUGAGGAUAUGGUGGAUGUGCGGCGGCUGAAGAUGCUUCAGAUGGUGCAGUUAUUUAAAUGUGAAGAGGAUGCUGCUCAAGCAGUAGAAUGGUUAAGUGAACUGUUGGAUGCUCUGCUGAAGACACACAUCCGACUGGGAGAUGACGCUCAAGAAACAAAAGUUUUACUGGAGAAACAUCGAAAAUUUGUUGAUGUUGCACAGAGUACUUAUGAUUAUGGGAGACAGCUACUGCAGGCAACAGUGGUCCUGUGCCAGUCCUUGAGAUGCACUUCAAGGUCCUCAGGGGACACACUUCCCAGACUGAACAGAGUGUGGAAACAGUUUACAGUGACUUCUGAAGAAAGGGUGCACCGGUUGGAAACAGCUGUUGCAUUUCAUUCCACUGCUGAAAAGAUUUUGCAGGAAUGUCCAGACCAGCCAGAAGCUUUUAGUGAAAUGGAUCAAUUUGAUGAAAUUGAAGCAGUUGGGAAAUCCCUGUUGGACAGACUAACAGUGCCUGUAGUUUAUCCUGAUGGGUCUGAGCAGUACUUUGGGAGCCCAAGUGAUAUGGCUUCUGCAGCAGAACACAUCAGGGAGAAGAUGAAGUUAGUUAGCCUGAAAAAGCAGCAGCUGAGACAACCAGAAGCCACUACCCCAGAGAGCUAAUACUGACCUUGUCUAUGAAUUCAUAACAGGACUUCAGUUUGUAAUCCAGCAUGUUGUUUGCAUAUUACAGAAUUUGGUAUAAUAUAUUAAAAUGCAUUUCACAGCUGUCUA
Serinus canaria (Common canary) is the source of this 2487-nucleotide messenger RNA. RefSeq names its product SEC14 and spectrin domain containing 1 (gene SESTD1). Lineage: Eukaryota; Metazoa; Chordata; Aves; Passeriformes; Fringillidae. The record is from RefSeq and is a predicted model, not a curated record. The transcript is spliced from 20 exons. The coding region runs from base 286 to 2376 and encodes 696 amino acids.